UACAAACGACAUAACCGCAAAGUACAAAAGUUUUGAGUUUAUUUUUUUUAAUUUCUUAAUCAAAUCUUGCUUUUUUAUCAAGAUACCAAGUUAAUCAAACCUUUUAUUUUAUAAACUUAUUAUCAAUUUACUGAAAACCUAAAAAUGGGGCGCAAAGUUGUGGUAGCAGUAUGUACAUUAAAUCAAUGGGCAUUGGAUUUUGAAGGGAACUUAAAUAGAAUCUUACAGUCUAUUCAAGAAGCUAAAGAAAUGGGCGCACUCUAUAGAACAGGACCUGAAUUAGAAGUAUGCGGAUAUAGUUGCGAGGAUCACUUCCAUGAGCCAGAUACUUUUCUCCAUAGCUGGCAAGUGCUAGCAGAAUUGCUAAAAUCUGCUACUUGUAAGGAUAUACUUAUAGAUGUUGGCAUGCCAGUCCAGCACCGAAAUGUAUCAUACAAUUGCCGAGUUGCAUUUCUUAAUAAAAAAAUCUUACUAAUAAGACCAAAGAUGAUAUUAUGUGAAGAUGGAAACUAUAGAGAGACUCGAUGGUUUUCUUGUUGGACUAAAGAACGACAAGUAGAGGAUUAUUAUUUACCUCGAAUGAUCACAUCUAUAACUAAUCAGACUGUGGUACCAAUUGGUGACGCAGUUAUUUCUACUAGAGACACGUGUAUUGGUUUUGAAAUAUGCGAAGAGUUGUGGAAUCCUCAAAGUCGCCAUAUUCCUUUAAGUUUGGAUGGUGUAGAAAUAAUAUCGAAUGGUUCCGGCAGUUAUAUGGAAUUGCGUAAAGCAUACGUAACCGUAGAUCUAGUUAAAAGUGCUACAUUUAAAAGUGGAGGUGCCUAUUUGUUUAGUAAUUUGCGAGGAUGCGACGGACAACGAAUCUAUUUCAAUGGAUGUUCAUGUGUGGCUGUUAACGGAGAGAUCGUUAGUCGAGGACUACAAUUUGCACUACACGAUGUUGAAGUGAUAACUGCCACGAUAGAUCUAGAAGAUAUCCGUUCAUAUCGUACACAAAUUAGUUCCCGGUCGCAUUUAGCUGCCGCAAAUGCUCCAUUUCCUCGAAUAUCUGUUGACUUCGCUUUAUCCGAUGACGAAGAUAUAUAUCUUACAAUCAGUCCACCCGUUGAGUGCAAAUAUCUUACCCCUGAAGAAGAAAUCGAACUAGGUCCAGCCUGUUGGCUAUGGGAUUAUUUACGAAGGUCAGGUCAGGGAGGAUUUUUCCUGCCUCUAAGUGGAGGGGUUGAUUCGACUAGCACAGCUUGUAUUGUUUUCUCCAUGUGUACACAGAUUUGUGAUGCUGUUCAGAAAGGAGAGAGCCAAGUUUUGUAUGACGUAAGAAAGAUUCUCUGUCAAUCUGACUACACGCCAUCUGAUCCAAUGGAGCUAUGCAAUAGGCUGCUAGUCACCUGUUACAUGGCUUCAGAGAACUCUAGUCAAGAGACUAAGCAAAGAGCCUCACAGCUUGCCAAUGAAAUAGGUAGUUAUCAUUUUCCUAUUGUGAUAGACUCAGCAGUCAGUGCCGUUAUUGGUAUAUUUACAACUGCAACCGGCCUUGUACCUAAAUUUAGAAGUAAGGGAGGUUGCCCUCGGCAAAAUCUGGCCCUACAGAACAUUCAGGCUCGUCUUCGAAUGGUUUUAUCGUAUCUGUUCGCACAGUUGAUGUUAUGGGUGCGAGGAAGGCCGGGUGGAUUACUUGUGUUGGGUUCUUCGAAUGUCGACGAGGCAUUACGAGGAUAUAUGACCAAGUACGAUUGCUCAAGUGCUGACGUCAAUCCUAUCGGUGGAAUAUCUAAAACCGAUUUGAAGUCUUUCCUACAUUAUGCUAAAAGCCGAUUUUUCUUGCCAUCACUGUCUGAAAUCUUACAAGCGCCACCUACAGCUGAGUUGGAACCCUUAUCGGAUGGCCAGAUCACUCAGACCGACGAACAGGACAUGGGAAUGACGUAUGCGGAGUUAUCAGAGUUUGGGCGUCUGAGAAAAACGUUCCACUGUGGACCGUUUAGUAUGUUCCAAAAACUUGUACAUGUUUGGAGUAACAAAUGUACUCCACAGGAGGUCGCGGAAAAGGUAAAGCAUUUCUUCCGCUGCUACGCCAUUAACCGCCAUAAAAUGACGGUGCUGACUCCAUCAUAUCACGCCGAGACGUACAGCCCCGACGACAACCGCUUCGACCAUCGGCCCUUCCUCUACCGCGUGCACUGGAACUGGCAGUUUAAGACGAUCGACGACGCUGUAGCACAAAUGACUAAAGACAAACGUAUCAAACUAAGCGAUUCUACUACAGUACAAGAGGUUUCGGGCUCCAACACAAAUAUCGCGGCACACUUUAAUAUGCGACGAGACAGGAAGGGAGUACUUAUUUAAAUAUAUUAUAGUCAUAUAACAAUAUGUAAAAGUUAUGUUAUAAUAUAUAGUCUAUUCCAAUCGACGGAGUAAAGAUAAACAAACGAACUUACAUUUACGCUUAAAAGUUCUGCUAUAUUAUUCAAUACAAACAGUACUUGGUUAAUAUAUGUUUAAUCCUCUUAUAUCCACUUGGCGAUAGCAAUUUUUUUUUUCACGAAUUUAAAUUUCGAACAAUGAUAUCGCGUCAAUUUAAUGUCUGAAUAUUUUUUUUGUGUUUACUCCCGUGAUUAAAAUAAGUAACAAUACGUAAGAGUAGUUUGGAAUUAAGUAUAUAUAGUGAUUAGUAUAUUGCUUUCAAUUUGGUUGAAUAUAAGGGUAUUUUUGUUUACUGAUUUAUUAUAUUUUUUUACUCAAGUUCAAGCCAUUACUAGUAUGUAUUUUCGGUAAACUUAACACUUAAUAAGACUAUUAAAUGAUUGUUGUAUUUGAUUUUUACUAGUAUGUUGUUAUUGAUUUUGUUUAAUUAUAAUAUACAGAUUAUAAAUUAUACUAAUUUAAGUAAUCCGGUGCAAAAUACUCCUAUAUAAAGUGAUAUGUGAUGUUGUAAAAAAUAACAUUGUUAUGCACAAAUUAAAAAAUGCUAUAUAUUUAUAAAAUUUAUUUAUAUAAAUAACAUAAAAUAUAAUUUGAUUUUCAUUAUUUUUUAUUCGCUCCAAAUAAUAAAUAAUUAUAGUCGAUUUUCCAAAACAUGUUAACUAUUUGCCACAAUAAUAUUAACCAUAAAACAAUAUCGUGAACGAAUGAAGCAUCUGGAGCCGAACUAGGAAAUCUGUAUUUUAAUUAACAGCGCCAAA
Messenger RNA from Vanessa atalanta (red admiral), 3182 nucleotides. RefSeq names its product glutamine-dependent NAD(+) synthetase (gene Nadsyn). Bases 145 to 2346 code for a protein of 733 amino acids. The transcript is spliced from 13 exons. The record is from RefSeq and is a predicted model, not a curated record. Gene Ontology annotation, molecular function: glutaminase activity; ATP binding; NAD+ synthase (glutamine-hydrolyzing) activity. Gene Ontology annotation, cellular component: cytoplasm. Gene Ontology annotation, biological process: NAD+ biosynthetic process. NCBI's taxonomy places the organism in Eukaryota, Metazoa, Arthropoda, Insecta, Lepidoptera, Nymphalidae.